Messenger RNA from Ostreobium quekettii, 1569 nucleotides. Lineage: Eukaryota; Viridiplantae; Chlorophyta; Ulvophyceae; Bryopsidales; Ostreobiaceae. The record is from the annotation of a GenBank genome assembly.
AUGGCGGGCCGAUGGAAUGAGCUGUGGCCUUCAAGCCUGAUAUUGUUGGCUGCCAUCACGACCUGCCUUUACUCUCAGAGCGUGUCCGCCGAGGAUGAAUCCCCCUUUCGCAUUUGUGUGUCCAAGCUCCUGCCUAUUGUGGAUUGCGACCCCUCCGAAGACCAGAAAACCUACACCGGUUACCACAUUCACCUGGUCAGGAAAGUGAUGGAGCGCCUGGACAUAAAGAACUACACGCUGGACUGCAGGAAAUUUGAACCUAUUCUGGAUGACCUCAUGAACGAUGACAACAGCACCUGCGACAUGGUGGCUUCAGCGAUCACACGGUCGACGGAAAGGCAGGACCUUGGGAUCCUGUUCACGUACCCAACCUACCGAUCCACCUUGGGAAUAAUGUCGCUUGCUUGGGUGAAUGAAGGGUCCAACUGGGGAUUCCUGAGGCCCCUGCACUGGAGCGUGUGGGUGGCAAUGAUUGUAACCUCGAUCGCCGUGCCGUGGCUGGUGUUCGUGAUAGAGAGUUUGGCCUGCCACGGCUUCGUGCACAAGAAGGACUGGAUGAGGGGCCUCAGGGACGCCACGUACCACAGCUUUGCGGCCCUGCUCAACUUCGGCCAUUUCAGGGUGCGCUCAACGGCCGCCAGGGUUGUGGUCCUGGCCUACGCUUUCACGGUCCUCAUCAUCAUCAACACCUACGUCGCCAAUCUGGCGGCGUUCCUGACGAUUACGCAGGUGGACACGUUGAUCAAUGAUCUGGGGGAUCUGAGCGAUCUUCCUGCCAAACGGGUGGCGACCGUACAAGUCUACGAGGAAAGGCUGAAGGGGCUGGGAAUAACGCCAGAAAUCUUGCCGCAGGUCGAGGAUUACCAAGCCGCGAUGAUUGAGGGCGUGAGGGCAGGGGAAUACAAGGCCAUCGUUAUGGACGAACCGUGGGUUUCCUUCACUGCCAACACUGGCGGCUGCGACCUGAAGAUGUUACCGCAGACUUUUGAAUAUUUCGACUAUGCUUUCGCAUUCCCCAAGACUAGCGAUCAUUCCUUGGUGAAUAAUGUGUCAAAUCAGGUGCUGGAGCUGCAGGAAAAUGGGGUUAUGUACGAUCUCGCUCGCAAGCACAUCUUCGCCCAAAGGUCGAAUUGCUCAGCGGACAGCGUAUUCAGCGAGAAGAGGUCCGUGAGCUUCGGCCAGGUUGCAGGCCUCUGGAUUGUGAUGGCAGUCGCGGUUCUAAUCUCAGUCAUUCUUUUGCUUUGCUCCAUGGUGUUUGGAGUCACUAUGGGCGGCAGAGCUCCACAUGAUUUGGAAGGAGGCAGCAGCACCUUCCCCCAACAGGUGCGUGCGCCAAAGCGCACGCCCACAGCGUACCACAGACAUGCCACGGGGGACCUGGAGUCCGGCGGCGGCCCGCUGUGCAACGCUGUGAGGAUGGAAAUCAGGGACCAGAUGCGCUCAAUGAGCCUGGAUGUGAUUCAGCUCUUUAAAGAAGGGAUGUGCGAAUGGCGCAGAGAAUACCCCGCAUCAACUGAAUGCUUGGAUAGACCCAUCUCGGUAUACAGACCGAGGGAGACUACGGAGUGA